This is a messenger RNA of Manis pentadactyla (Chinese pangolin), 559 nucleotides long. It is a transcript of the gene TIMM8B, whose product is annotated as translocase of inner mitochondrial membrane 8 homolog B. The transcript is spliced from 2 exons. The coding region runs from base 85 to 336 and encodes 83 amino acids. The record is from RefSeq and is a predicted model, not a curated record. Lineage: Eukaryota; Metazoa; Chordata; Mammalia; Pholidota; Manidae.
CGGAACCCGCGACGCGACCCGGAAGGCAGGUCGGCGUGCGCAUGCGCCCGCUCGCCCGUCGGGGUCACGGGGCCAGCGAGCGCGAUGGCGGAGCUGCGUGAGGCCGAGGAAGCUGAGUUGCAGCGCCUGGUGGCCGCCGAGCAGCAGAAAGCGCAGCUCACCGCGCAGGUACAUCACUUCAUGGAGCUGUGCUGGGAUAAGUGUGUGGAGAAGCCAGGCACUCGCCUAGACCCUCGCACUGAAAGCUGCCUCUCCAGUUGUGUGGACCGCUUCAUUGACACUACUCUUGCCAUCACCAAUCGGUUUGCCCAGAUUAUACAGAAAGGGGGGCAGUAGGUCGCCCUCUGGGAGAAGACAGCAGCCAAGAACUUGUUAUUAAGCAGACUGAAGGGCCAGUGGGGUAAGGUUGACUCACUGUCAGGUCAACUUCAGGCUAUUGCCAUCCCUUUUGGUGCUAAAAAGAAACAGAUCAGAUGUUCAAAAAAUGAGUUAUUUAUUUGGAAUUCAAAAAUUCUUUGUUGUAUCACAAGUUAUUCAAUAAAUGUAAAGUCCAACUUUU